CGAAGUUUCGUCUGUCUGUUUACAAUUUACCAUGCUCUGGUUGUAGGUUAAGUAAGGAAUGAAAAAGAAGACUUUUAUUUCUUAUUACAAUAGUUCAGCUUGUAUACUGGUAGCAUAAACGCUGUAAUUUCCAACAUCUCGCACCCUUUUAUUAUUCUUUUCAUACAAUCCUAGAUCUUUUAACUAUUGAUCCAUUCAUAACUGUCAAAACGCCCAGUUACCAAUAAUGGCUAAACUUGUUAAAGUUUUCAAAACUUUGCGAAACAAUUGGAAGAAAACAGUUUUUGGUACAGUUGCCUUGACGUACGGUUUCCAGUAUGGAUUGCACUCAUACGAGUGUAGACAAAUGAUGAGAGCUUAUUGUGAAGCUGCAAAGGAAAUUGGUGAGGCAGCCAUACCAGUUGAUAGCAGACCACGACACGUCACUGUAGUUCUUAAUCCAGCUGCAAACAAACGGAGAGCGAAAAAGGAAUUUGAAGAAUACUGUGCACCCCUGUUACAUCUCGCAGGAUUAAGCGUGAACCUGCUUGUAACAGUGAAAGAAGGUCAAGCUCGAACUUUGGUAGAAAAACUAGAAGAAGCUACUGAUGCAAUUAUAGUUGCAGGAGGUGAUGGAACCUUGUCUGAGGCAAUUACCGGUCUACUUCGGCGUCAAGAUGGAUUUGAUGUAGCCAGGAAAAUCCCCUUCGGUGUGCUGCCUCUUGGGAAAACUAAUUCAGUAGCAAAGCAAGUGUUUGCUGAAAGUGCUGAUGAUCAUAUAAAACAUGUUGUAGAUGCAACUAUGGCUGUUAUUUUAGAAGUUACCAGACCACUUGAUGUCAUCAAGUUCCAAGUCAUUCCUACUGAUAAAAAUGAAGAGAGUAAACCAGUUUAUGGUUUAGUGGGCCUGGAGUGGGGAGCUUUUAGAGACGCAAAUGCCAGAAAAGAUAAAUAUUGGUAUUUUGGAGGCAUUAAGGGUUAUGCCUCAUAUUUAUUUACAGGCCUCAAGGAUGAAUCAAAAGGCGUGACUUGGAAAGCCCAAGCAAAUUUGGAAUAUACAAAACCAUGUGAAGGUUGUUCGAAUUGCUAUGGUGAUAGAAUUGAUUUACAUCCUGAAAAGGCCCAGUCCAAGUCAUGGUGGAGUGUAUUUGGAAAGAGACAACCAGGACCAACAACCACAAAAUACGACUAUAGCCAGAAAGUAAAUGAGGAAUGCAAUGUAUUCGAAAAUAUUGAUGUAAAGACAACAGAUUUCUCCCUGCUUUCAACUAAUGUGUUGAGUGUACCUAAAAAAAUUCCUUACCUCCAACUGUCGUAUGGACCCGGCGAAUUCAGUUAUGAAGACUUUGUGAGGGAGGGAUGGCGAAGGGAAAAUGGCGAAAGUCCCUCACGUCCAACAAAAAUAUUAAUGAAAGAAGUUAAACUUUACCCCAAAGAAAAUUCUCAAACACCAUUAGAAUUGUUCGAAAAUGUGAACAGUAGUUUAGAACCCAAUGGAGAAGAAACCAACAAGAAUUCUAAGAAGGAAGUCGAACGAUGGAUUUCUAUUGACAACGAAGAUUACGAGGUUAAAGCUGUUCAAGCUCUUCUUUUACCCAAUCUAAUUAAAGUGUUUUGUCCUGUAAAUGCUCAAAUAAAUUAAUGCAAAAGA
This is a messenger RNA of Frankliniella occidentalis (western flower thrips), 1630 nucleotides long. RefSeq names its product acylglycerol kinase, mitochondrial (gene Mulk). The transcript has 9 exons. Gene Ontology annotation, molecular function: ATP-dependent diacylglycerol kinase activity; ceramide kinase activity; acylglycerol kinase activity. NCBI's taxonomy places the organism in Eukaryota, Metazoa, Arthropoda, Insecta, Thysanoptera, Thripidae. Gene Ontology annotation, biological process: ceramide biosynthetic process; protein insertion into mitochondrial inner membrane. The coding region runs from base 227 to 1621 and encodes 464 amino acids. The record is from RefSeq and is a predicted model, not a curated record. Gene Ontology annotation, cellular component: TIM22 mitochondrial import inner membrane insertion complex; mitochondrion.